This is a messenger RNA of Temnothorax curvispinosus, 914 nucleotides long. It is a transcript of the gene sing, whose product is annotated as protein singles bar. The coding region runs from base 231 to 779 and encodes 182 amino acids. The record is from RefSeq and is a predicted model, not a curated record. The transcript has 4 exons. Gene Ontology annotation, cellular component: membrane. Lineage: Eukaryota; Metazoa; Arthropoda; Insecta; Hymenoptera; Formicidae.
GAGAGUUAUUUAAAGAAAUAUUAUUUUUGAACGUAAAGUGGGCAAUUGUGGUAAAUUCAAUUAUCUCAGAGGAAGAGACAAUAAAAGGAGAAAGAGGACGGGCAUUUAAAUACUAAUUGGAGAGAUCACGAUAAAGAACGUCGGAGAAGUCAUAAACGAGAAAAUUUAACGCAGCUCGUUAUACAGAAACAAGCAUUAAAUUAACUGUCUGGCAACACGAAAUUAUAGUCAUGAACAAUAUGGGACCUAUAAUCAGGAUGUCAUCCUCUGGUACACACGGCGCGGGUGGUGUCGGUUGCUGCUGUUUCAGAUGCUGCACGUGCAUACACGUGGAUUUCUUUAAAUCAUUGCCAGGAAUUAUAAAAAUGUGCGAAACAGUGAUCAGUGGAUUAAUUCAGAGUUUGCUCAUUAAUUACGGCUUGAGGUAUAGUUCAUCUAUUGGCUCGGCUUUCGAGGGAUCAUUGACCACGGCAUCCGCCUGCUUCCUGACUUCCGCUCUGUUACUCGCUUGCUAUACAAUUUCUGAAAAAUCUUACAAGUUAAUUCGAUCAUCCCUUUUCGAGAUGAUGUUCAAUUCUUUAGCCUGCUUCCUGUAUUUAAGCUCAGCAUCUUACUUGGCUUUUGCCACUAAAUUAUUUCUGAUGACCGAGUAUUAUCUGAGACCCGGCUUCGACGUUUAUCCUGCCAUGACAGCCGCUUAUAUUUUAAGCGGCGUCGUGGGAGUAUUGCACGGAGCAGAUGCUUAUUUAUCCUUUGUGCAUUACAAAACAGGAAGAUGAAUUACCAUAAUCACGGGAUUAUCAGCUGUAUAAUUCUGUGACAAGAUGUGGCAAUUAUAUAAAUGCUUACACACAUGACAACGUUAAACGAUAUUCUAGAGAACGGAUUUUCUCGAAAAAGAAUUUAAUGUUAAA